GAUGCCUUCCGUGAGCAGCCCGAAGAUCAAAGGCUCUUCCUCCCUUACAAGCUAGACGAGACAGAUCUCGCCUUGUGCUCACAAGGUCUUGCAGAGAUCAAAGAGUGUCUUCGUGAUGCUCAGCUACAUGACAGCCUGGACAAGCUACGGGCGCAGCUCCAUGUGAAGACCCGGCUUGUUGCGUUCAAGAACCGGAAUGUU
Phanerochaete carnosa HHB-10118-sp is the source of this 201-nucleotide messenger RNA. RefSeq lists its product as uncharacterized. Lineage: Eukaryota; Fungi; Basidiomycota; Agaricomycetes; Polyporales; Phanerochaetaceae. The record is from RefSeq and is a predicted model, not a curated record. The annotation marks the transcript as partial. The transcript has a single exon.